AUGAAUCGAGGUGGUGGAGGUGGACGAAAGGUCCUUCUUCCCCCAAUCAACUUCAUCUUCAAGCUUCUUCAACAGCAUACGCCAGUAUCAAUUUGGUUGUACGAGCAAUUGGGAAUCAGAAUUGAGGGGAAGAUCAGAGGCUUCGACGAAUUCAUGAAUUUGGUGCUUGAUGAUGCAGUGGAGGUUAAGCAAGCUACAAAGGACAAAGCGGAGAGUCGUAGGGCGUUGGGACAAAUUCUAUUGAAGGGUGAUAACGUGUCGUUGAUCCAGAGCGCGAGUGGAUAA
Molecule: messenger RNA, 285 nt
Organism: Sclerotinia sclerotiorum 1980 UF-70
Lineage: Eukaryota; Fungi; Ascomycota; Leotiomycetes; Helotiales; Sclerotiniaceae
Exons: 3
Coding region: 1-285 (94 amino acids)
Biological process (GO): spliceosomal snRNP assembly; mRNA splicing, via spliceosome
Cellular component (GO): U2 snRNP; U1 snRNP; U5 snRNP
Molecular function (GO): RNA binding
Source: RefSeq, a predicted model, not a curated record